Molecule: messenger RNA, 2284 nt
Organism: Numida meleagris (helmeted guineafowl)
Lineage: Eukaryota; Metazoa; Chordata; Aves; Galliformes; Numididae
Gene: EIF4E3
Product: eukaryotic translation initiation factor 4E family member 3
Exons: 7
Coding region: 43-654 (203 amino acids)
Biological process (GO): translational initiation
Cellular component (GO): eukaryotic translation initiation factor 4F complex
Molecular function (GO): RNA 7-methylguanosine cap binding; translation initiation factor activity
Source: RefSeq, a predicted model, not a curated record
CAUCCCCCGGGGGCGGCGCGGCGGGCCCGGCCCGGGCAGGACAUGGCGCUGAGCGCCCCGGGCCCGCAGCCCCCGAGCUCCCGGGGCGGAGAGGAGAAGGAGGCCGAGGCCCCGGGGCUGCCGCUGCACUCGGCGUGGACCUUCUGGCUCGACAAGUCCCUUCCUGGUACCACAGCAGCUGAAUGUGCCUCGAACCUGAAGAAGAUUUACAGGGUACAAACCGUGCAGGAUUUCUGGAGCGUCUACAACAACAUCCCUCCUGUGACAAGUUUGCCCCUGCGAAGCAGUUACCAUCUGAUGCGGGGAGAAAGACGGCCCCUGUGGGAAGAGGAAAGCAAUGCCAAGGGAGGUAUAUGGAAAAUGAAGGUCCCCAAAGAAAGUACGGCAGCAGUUUGGAAAGAGCUCCUGUUAGCCACUGUUGGAGAGCAGUUCACAGACUGCUGUGCUGCAGAUGAUGAAGUAAUAGGGGUGAGCGUCAGCAUUCGUGACCGUGAAGAUGUUGUACAAGUCUGGAAUGGGAAUGCCUCCUUAGCGAGCGAGGCAAAAGUUUUAGAAAAGAUAUAUAAACUUCUGCCACACACCUCUUUCAGAGCAGUGUUUUACAAACCGCACAGAGAGCACCGUGCCUUUGAAGGCCGACGUGGAAGACAUUAAGUGCAGCCUGAUGUUUGUCACUCGCAGUGUGCUGAGGUGUCUGAGUGAGGAGGAGGACGGCAGGAGGCCCUGCAGAAACACUGCACGAGCUGGUCCUCUUCAAUUUAACGCUUCACAUUGGGCUGUUGCUGCUAAAAAUGAGGAAACACAGUUGCCCUGACUGCUGAAUGUGCCAUUCAUUACUUUUUGCUUGGUUGUGGUUUAAAUUCUUCGGUUUUUUCUUUAAGAAGUUACUUUGGCCACUAUUUUUUUUUCAAUCAGAUCAUAUCGAUUCCUACUAAGAUAGAACACUUUUGAUUUUUCUGAACUGUUCUUAGUUAAAUGCAAACAUGCACAAACCUUGAAUGCUGCUUUCUUGAGAUGGAGAAAUACUGCCUUGGUGAAAUGUGUUUUCAAUUUUCUUUUUGAGACAUUCCUAUCAUGCUAAGAUUUACUCCCUGUCUUUGUCCCAGGAGAUAAAGGAGUUGCACGGCGUUAUCCUAAUGGACUGUGUAAUCUCCCUGUGCACUGACAACAGCACACAUCCUGUAAAAGUAAAUAGCAAAGUAUUCACUGAAUGGGUAACUAAAGAGAUGCAUUUGUAUGGGUCUAAUCCUGGGUGAGAUGAUGUUCAAUGUUUAAAGUGUGGUGACUUCCAAAGAACCCUGGUUCAGGCUCGAAUUUAGAGAUUUUGCAGCGAGAAACCCUGCGAGCCCUCCACCUCCUAUUUAUUGAAUAUUUCAGCCUGCACCUACAGAGGCUCAGAUCAGAAGUGGUGUUCAAUUCAGUGCAAAGGAAGAAGUUCUGUCACUCAUACUUUCAAGCUAUCAUGGCUCCUUAGGUCAUCUAUGUUUUUUUAAUUUACAGAAAACAAAUGGAUUUUGUUUUACAGCAUGAAUGUGAAUAUUAACUGCAUUGAUCUGUAAAUGUUUGCCUGUAUUAGUUGAGGCAUCGGUUUGCUUUGCUAUUCUACCAAAGAUUAAUUUAUCUCCUUUUGCAAGAAGAAGCUGUGAGAUAGAGAAGGAUGUGCACUCUGCUCAGUGUUACUUUAUGGGUAACAGUUCUUGUUUGGCAACUGGUCAAAUUGCACUGAUUUCCACGUUUGGUGUAUUAAGAAGCAGCCAUUAGAAUCAAAUGUAGCAAUAAGAAUUGCACAUAGGAGAGGUUGUUGUCGUUUUUGUUGUUGUUUUUUUUUACAACUUUGUAUAUAUGAAUUAAAACUGUGCAGUUAGUGAACAUUAUUAAUGAAACAAAUUUUUGGAAAUCAAAUGUCUUGCUUCUGUGGUUGCUUUCUGGGAUGAAGCGUUCCUGGCCUGCAGUUUCGGUGACAUCUGGCAUGUCCUGGGUUCAUUAUUACCUGACUCAUCUCACUGAAGGAAAGGCUUUUUCUAGCUGCCUUGCAUACCCUUUCUUUAAGAAAGACCUCUCUGCUCGAGCAUUGGAUGGCUUGAGAUUUUAUCUUAGCCGUGAUAUAGGAGAGCUGUCCAUUCACCACUAAGGGCCACACUGCAAACUUGUCGGGUUUUCCUUAUUCUGUAUCCCCAUCGUAAUACAUAAAAUUAUGUUAGGGUUUUGUUGUUGUUUAUUUGUUUUGUGGACUUUUUUCCCUGUAUGGCUUAAACCUCUGCUAAUAACUGUUAUUUUUCCUUAA